Oldenlandia corymbosa var. corymbosa is the source of this 315-nucleotide messenger RNA. The record is from the annotation of a GenBank genome assembly. NCBI's taxonomy places the organism in Eukaryota, Viridiplantae, Streptophyta, Magnoliopsida, Gentianales, Rubiaceae.
AUGAAGGAGCAAAAGGUGUUCUUGUCAGUUGGUGGUCCAAGAUUGUUUCCGUUUAAGAAUAGAAGAAAGUUUGCUGUGAGAACUUGGCCUUCUUUGAAGGAGUAUUCACCAACGCCUUCCAAUGGGAACAAUGAGGUUAAAGAAGAAUCGCUUAAUCAUGAACAAGUGUCUGAGGAGUCAAGUGGUGAUUUCCCUAGCAAGUGGAGUGAUUCAAGUGAUGAAGAUUCAAGUGAUGUCCAAGAGAUUGAUGCAAGUGAGUUUGUUCCAAAGAGCAAGUAUCUUGAAGAGAUUGAAGAUGCACAUUUAAGUGUGUAG